AUGUUGACGGCAGCGUUGUUCUCGACGUUGUGUAUUUCUCGACUUGUUUACGCACUGUCCCAGGUGGCCUCUAGCGCGACUGCACCUCCCUCAGAGAGUACCAGUGUGCCCGUGGUCUCUAUUUCGACUGCAGUAGCCAGCGCCUCUGGCUCGCCCUCGGCUGUAUUACCUUCUCAGAUCCCCUUGCCACCCGUGCAACCAUGGUGUCCAAGCAACAUAUUCUGCGCAGGAGCUUUACUGCAGACUGUCAACCUGGCUGAAGUAUACAGCGACCCCAAAACCAUCGUGGACAAACCCACAUCGGAAACGUCGCAGCAGGUUGUUGCAGACUUCAAAGCGUUCGCAAGCGGGAACAUCACGGAAGGUGACAUCGUGAAUUUCAUGGACAAAGACUUCCGUGGCGAAGGAUUGGAGCUCGAGGGGGUCGAGCUGCCAAACUUCAAUCCUUCCCCGCCAUUUCUGGACAACGUAACGGAUCCCCUGUUGAAGGCCUGGACGCAAACCGUGCACGGAUUUUGGACGCAGCUCGUAAGGUCGACUAACGACUCUGCGCUCUGCCCGGAAGGUACAGAAAGCGGAAGUUGUGAGAGCAGCUUCAUCCCAUUGAAUCACACGUUCGUCAUACCUGGCGGUCGAUUCCGGGAGCAAUACUACUGGGACUCGUAUUGGAUUAUACAGGGAUUGAUUCAAUCGCAGCUGUACGAUAUCGCGAACAAUACUCUGCAAAACUUCAUGGACGAGAUUGAGCUGUUCGGAUUUAUUCCGAACGGCGGGCGAAUCUAUUAUCUGGACCGCUCACAGCCUCCGUUGUUCGUCCGUAUGAUAUCGGACUAUGUCUCCGCAACGAAUGAUACCGCCAUCCUUGCUCGUGCCCUCCCACUGGCUGAGAUAGAGCUCAGUUGGUGGGCAAGCAACCGCACGUUGAAUGUGACCAGCCCGUACACCAAUCAGACAUACUCCAUGGCGCAUUACGCUGUAAACAACAGUGCUCCUCGUCCAGAAUCGUACAUCACUGAUUAUUUGACCGCUAAUGAUCCUACACUGAGUGUUCCUCUGAACGAAAGUGAACGUGCAGAGCUAUAUUCGGAGCUUGCCAGUGGUGCGGAAACCGGUUGGGAUUACUCUUCUCGCUUCGUCAAAUACCCGUUGGCCGGUGGUUCCAAUGAUACUAAUACUGCCUUACGCGCUCUCAAUGUCAAGAACAACAUACCCAUUUGUCUCAACAGCAUUCUUUACAAGGCGCAUAGUAUUCUUGCGAACUUUUAUUCGUCGGGAGGGUACAGUAACUCUUCGUUGGCGUCCUCUCACGUUUGGACGGCGUCGCAGCUCCGAGCAGGUAUCCUCGAUCUCUUCUGGGAACCAUCUAAGCUAGCCUUCUACGACUUCAAUCUCACCUCGCAAAGCCGCAACAGCAUCUACACAACGGCCACCUUUUAUCCUCUGUGGAACGGUAUCAUUCCUGACGAGGUCCUCAAUUCGAACGCAAGCGCGUUCGGCCUCUUCGCCGCUCUCAAUAUGGUCAUGAACAGAUACAACGGUACAAUGCCGGUGACCUUCUUGGAAUCCGGACUCCAAUGGGACGCUCCGAACGCCUGGCCUCCGCAUCAGUACAUUGCGCUUCAGGCCCUCAAUUCACUCCCAGUUGACAUUGCCGCCGCGGGUUUGCCCACACCUUCCGGUAACCAGUCCACCUACGACCUCAUUCCGUCCGGGCAGCUUGGCUUAUCCGAGGACGAACUGCCUGGACAACCUAUGAUUGGGACCGGCGGGAAUGCCACGAAGACUGGUCCCUCAGCUGACGUGAGUACUCUGAACGGCACGGUCGUGAACGGCGGAAAUGCUACGUCGGGAGAAGGCUGGGCAGCGACGUUGCAGAGGGAGCUGGCGAACCGUUACUUCGCCAGUGCACUGUGCAGUUGGCAUGCAACUGGCGGGUCGAUCCCUGGUGUAUUGCCGCGGCUAUCGGAUGCGGAGUUGAAUGUCACCCAGAGCAUAAACAAUACUGGCAACAUAUUCGAAAAGUUCUCGAUCAGCGACGUCGACUCCUCCGGAAGUGGCGGAGAGUACACUGUUCAAGCAGGAUUCGGGUGGACGAAUGGUGUGGUACUCUGGAUGGCAAGCACGUAUGGCCACAUACUGGUUGCCCCAGACUGCCCGGACCUGCUCGCCAUUGCGAACAGCACGAAGCCAGCUUCCAGCAAUACUAAGAACGCAGCGUCGAGCGCUCCAUCUGCUCCGUCUUGUAUGACGUUUGCGGUGGGACUUGUGGUCGUGAUUAUUGGUAUUCUGGGAUGA
Messenger RNA from Sparassis crispa, 2295 nucleotides. Its product is annotated as glycoside hydrolase family 37 protein. The record is from RefSeq and is a predicted model, not a curated record. Gene Ontology annotation, molecular function: alpha,alpha-trehalase activity. Gene Ontology annotation, biological process: trehalose catabolic process. NCBI's taxonomy places the organism in Eukaryota, Fungi, Basidiomycota, Agaricomycetes, Polyporales, Sparassidaceae. The coding region runs from base 1 to 2295 and encodes 764 amino acids. The transcript is spliced from 12 exons.